AUGCUGAGGAUUGCCCAGAAGUCGGCUCGUUUGUCGACUUGCUGCCGGCCGACUGAUUCCGUCAGUCUGCCAGACUGUAGAUUUAUUUGUAGGCAUCUCAGGAAGCCCGGUGAGAGGUUUAAGACUGCUAUCGCGCCUCGCGACAGGCCUCCUACUUCCGUUGACGAGGCGGCGUGUAGUUGUCCUCGUGUACCGGCUGGCAUGGAGGCUCCUCAUCUCAAAUCCACGCUCCGGUGGGCCAACGGCGCGAUGCUGCUGCUGGCCGGAAUUGUCAGUCGAAUUUCCGAUUCGCACUUCUACGUUUCUUGGACAUGGCUCUGUUGUCCUUCAGCGCGGGCAGAAAUGGAACGAUUAUGA
Messenger RNA from Protopolystoma xenopodis, 357 nucleotides. Lineage: Eukaryota; Metazoa; Platyhelminthes; Monogenea; Polystomatidea; Polystomatidae. The record is from the annotation of a GenBank genome assembly.